This is a messenger RNA of Eutrema salsugineum, 1359 nucleotides long. Its product is annotated as putative F-box/LRR-repeat protein At3g44810. NCBI's taxonomy places the organism in Eukaryota, Viridiplantae, Streptophyta, Magnoliopsida, Brassicales, Brassicaceae. The record is from RefSeq and is a predicted model, not a curated record. Gene Ontology annotation, molecular function: protein binding.
AUGUUUCAGGUACCACAAGGGAAGGGGUCUGUCUCUAAUCCAGGCUGUGUGGCUUCACUGAAUUGUCUUCCAGAUGAGCUUCUUGACAAAAUCUUGUCCUUAAUUCCCAUUAAAGAAGCGGCUUCAACUUCUGUUCUCUCCAAGAGAUGGAGGACACUGUUUGCUGUCCGGCAUGAUCUCGAUUUUGACGAUUCCAUCUAUUGGUACCACGAAGAGGGUAAACGUGAUAGGGAAGACAUUCGAAAGAGUUUCAGGGAUUUUGUGGAUUGAGUAUUGGCUUUGCAAGGCGGUGACCCUAUAAAAAAGUUCUCACUUAAAUGUGAGGAUGGAGAUGACGUAGCUCAAGUUGACCGCUGGAUAUGUAAUGCCCUGGAACGCGGUUCUGAGCUUCACCUAGGCAUAACAUCAAAAUCUGAGGCGCGGUGCCUUUUCCCAUCAAGAGUCUUCAACAGCACAACACUGGUUAAGCUCUCAUUGGGAACCAAAUUCAGCAUCGAUAGUUUCCCUUCAGAUACAUCUCUCCCAGCACUCAAGGUUCUCUUCCUUGAUACAAUUUGGUUUGAAGUGGAAGAAUUCUCUGACGUGUUUCUCGCUGCUUGCCCUGUACUUGAGGACUUGACCAUACAUCACAAGUUUUUUUCAGGAAUGCCAGACGGCAUAUUUAGCAAAACCAUUAAGAGGCUCUCGCUUACCUAUGAUUGUCCUUGUUGUGCUGAUUGGUGUAGCUAUGUUGAACUUGACACGCCGAGUGUUGUCGACUUGUAGUAUUCUGUUUAUGCUCUGCGUUUGUAUCCACAUUUUACUUUGGAUUCACUUGUCAAUGCUACACUGGACCUUCAUUUCUUGAAACAUACAACCCAUGGGCCCCAACUUGACCCGGAUGUGACGGAUCUCAUCUGGGGGAUACGCAACAUCAAGACACUUCACUUGACUUCUUCUGCUGUUGAGGUGAUUUCUGUAUGCUGCAAACGUGGACUACCGGUGUUCAACAACCUCAUUGAGUUAGUGUUUUCCAGUUGCAAAAAAAGUGGUUGGAAAGUGCUUCUGCCACUUCUGCUGGAACAUUCUCCAAACCUAGAAACUCUGGUUCUCUCGGGUCUCGAUAGUUUGCGUGCAUCUGUGGGGAUUCACAUUCCCCCGAAUAACCAAGUAAAGAUGUUGCGUAUCAUGCAUUAUCAAGGAUGUGCAAACGAGCUGAAACAGAUUAGCCAUUUCUUACUGAAAAUGGAGUGUCUUGAAGUGGUGAGAAUUCACGCUGCACCUGCAAUAAUCGAUGACCCCAACAAGGUGAAACAACUCACAGAUGAUCUGCAGAAGCUUCCCGCAGCUUCAACCAAACUCAAGAUGCAAAUCAUGUGA